AUGAUAAAGAACAGAAGCAAAUGCUUGGAGAAAGUCCAUGUUGUUCUUGGGAAUAAAUCCUGUGAUUUGGAUUCGCUGAUUUCUACUCUGGCCUAUGCCUACUUUCUAGACAAGGUCAGUCCUCCUGAUGUUCUUUGCUUACCUGUGCUGAACAUACCAAGAAGAGAUUUUAGCUACUUCACAGAGACAAGAUUUAUAUUGAAGAAGCUGAAUAUCCCAGAGUCAUUUCAUAUCUUCCGGGAUGAAAUCAAUUUACACCAGCUGAAUGCUGAAGGGAAAUUGUCUUUAACUCUUGUAAACAGCAAUAUGCUGACGAGUGAAGAUAAAAGUUUGGAAUCAGCUGUUGUUAAAGUCAUCAAUCCAGAUGAGCGAUGUGAUGGCAGCCUGGAGUUACAAGCAUCUUCUUCUUUAGUAGUAAAAGAGAUUCUUGAAGAGGCACCAGAUUUAAUCACUCAGCAACUGGCUUAUCUCCUCAGAGGAAGCAUUCUUUUCAAGUGCAUGUCUUUGGAGACUGACAGUAUUAAAGAGCAUCAGGAAAAGGUACUGUCAAUGCUAGAGGAAAAGUUUCCAGAUCUUCCCCCACGAGAGGAAAUUCUCUCUCUUCUCCAGGAUACUCAGUUUAACUCACAAGCUGGGCUGCUGAUUUCUCAACUAACUCUAAAGGAUGCAAAAGAUGCUUCUGAUGAGGAAGAGAAGGUCAGCCUUAAAACAUUCUAUAUACGGCUGCAAGACUGUGUUUUACACAGGAGUCUCGUUGGUGAUCUGAAAGCAUUCAUAGAUAAAUAUGGGUUUGAUGUACUUGUCAUUUUGGCCAGCUGUGUGUCAGAUGAGAAGCAAACAAAACGACAGAUAGCAGUAUACUCGGAAAACGUAGAGCUAGGCAAUCAAAUCUGCUGUGAAUUAGAAGAAUGUCAGAAUCCUUCUUUGGAGCUGGAUCCUGUAGAAUGUGGAUGUGACCAAAUUCUCAUUUAUCUUCAAGAAAAUUCUUUGGUGACCUGUGAUCAAAUUUUUCUUCUAGUUAAGGAAGUUAUAAAUAGAAGACAACCAGAAAUGGUGUCAAACAGUAGAACUUCUUCUACUGAGGCUGUUGCUGGAAGUGCUCCACUUUCACAAGGUUCUUCUGGUAUCAUGGAGUUAUAUGGUUCUGAUGUAGAACCACAGCCAAGUUCUGCCAAUUUAAUAGAAAAUCCUCAAGAUAUAAAUGGAUCUAUACAAGCCCACGUUGAUGUUAAUAUAGACCUUGUGAGUCCUGACAGUGGACUGGCUACCAUUAGAAGUAGCCGGUCUUCCAAGGAGAGUUCUGUUUUCCUUAGUGAUGAUAGCCCUGUUGCAGAAGGUGCUGCUUCCCAUCACAGUCUUCUGCCUGGCUUUGAUUCCUGUAGCCCUAUUCCUGAAGGAGCAAUAGCCAAAGAAGAAAAACCUGAGUCUGGAGAUAAUAAUAACUUUGAUCUUUUCAAUUUUGAUCUAACACCCUUGGUCACAGCUCCAUCUGAAUCAUCAUCUCGUUCUGUUGACUGUUCCCCAGCGGAUGACUAUUUCCUCAGUAGUGAUUCGUUAGAAGGACAGCUCACGGUGCAGAAAGAACUUGAUGAGACAGACCUCUUAGGAGAUGGUACAGCAAAUUAUUCAGCUAACUUACUUGUGACAACAAAUGAGGAAGAUAAUUUAGCAGAAUUUGAUGAGAAUCCAGGCGAAGAGUGUGAGAAAAUUUCAAGUUUGAUUGAUUUAGUUGAAGGUGAUUCUUCUUCACCAGAACUGUUGAAAUCUGCUGAUUCAAGAAUUCCACCAACUCCUAUGAACAGCCUUGUAGAAACUUCACCAUUAGAUAAUGGGCAGCCCUUAUUUUUCCCACAAGAUGUCAUAAAAAAAAUUAAUGAAAUAGAUGACACAAACAAUUGCCAGUCUCAUGUUAGAUAUGGAAGCUGGUGGGAUGGCUUUGACUUAGAGUCCAGAAAUGCUGAUACAUGGAGUUCAAGUGAGCAGGAAUCUGUAUUUCAGAGCCCUGUCUUAUGGCAAGAUUGUAAAGAAAGUCCUUUGCUACGAAAACAUAUUGAUAGAAGAGCCUCAGAUUCUGUAUUCCUCCAAAAACAGCCAAAGCAAACAGAACACAUGAGAGCAGGUCUGUGGGAUAAUCAGUUUAAGCAAGAUAAUCAGAAUCAUGAAAAUCAAGAGAAAAGCAAUGAACAUUUGUGUUUGCAAACUACUCCUUUAGGGGAGACAAAGCAAGAAACAGAGAACUUUACCAGAGAUCCUUGGAAGGUCAGUCAGCUGACACCUGUGACAUCAGAUGCAUGGUGUAGUGGUGACAGGAAAAGUAAUGAGUUAGAUGGAGAUCCUUAUAAAGCUUGGACUAAGUUUGAUGCAGAAGAUAUUGCUAGAUCCCGAGAAAAUAUAUGGAACAUACAUGAAAUGGGUAGAGAAAAAAAAUCGGUGACUAUUCCUGAGGAACGGGCCACAUCAAAAACUAGUUUAGCAGAUUCUUCAGAAAUUUCAGUGGACAGUGAGACCAAAAAUCCAUCUAUCCAGGUAUCUCCAGAGGCCUGGGAUAAAGAAAGAUACUAUUCAAUAGAAGAAUAUGGAAAAUCUGAUAACACAAAUUCUGUUUUCAACAAUAUGCAAAAUAGUUCCAAGCUGCAAACAGAGGAUAAAUCUGUAUCGGGUAACUCUAAACAGAGACAAAACCAAAUUGAAAAUAUACAGACCUGGGAUUUGUAUGAUCAAAAUAUCAGGAAAGACAUUACAGAAGUAGUGGUGCCGUGGGAAGAUACCUUCUUGUAUAAAACCUCAGAUCUCAAUUCAUCAAACAUAAUGGAAGAUCUAGUUAUUUCUCCACCAGACACCAAUUAUUCAACAUCUGAUUCAUAUAUAUCACCUACAUUUGUGGGAGAUGAAAGAGAAAAUGAGGACAAAGAUUUUGAUGAAGAAACAGUUAUUGAUGAAUUGAUAACCACAAAUUUGUCUGAGCCAAAAGUACUUGAGAAAGCAGAUAAGGAGCCAUUAUCUCCUAGAAACAUGAGUGUUUCAAGCACCAGAAACACAGACAUCUGGAACCUUCCCCUAAACGGUGUCACUAAGUUACAAGAAAAUUGUGAAAUUACUGCUUUUUCUGCCUCUGCUACACCUUUCUGUAAUUCUGAACAAAUUGAUAAUCAGUGUUUUUCAACUGAGAUACAUAAUAGUGAAAAUAAUUUUUCUGCACCUGAAAACAGAAGAAUAACCCUGCUAUACAAUCAGACAGUGAAUGACUUAUCACCACUACAGAAUGAUUUCAAUACUAGACAGACAUCAGCUGAAAAUGUAGAAACAUUGAACAGUGUUUCUGUAGAAUAUACAGACACAUCCACACCAACUUCAGACACUGGGAAUGGUUUGGAUCUGAAAAUACUUGACUUAGGGAGUCAGAUACUCAGUAUGGAGGCAGAAAACAUUGCUGAUGUUGAUGAAAAGCUGGAUAGCCAGAGUUCGGUACAGCAGCUGAACUCACAGAGUGUACAGAGUGAGAAGAGUUGUGAAGAAGGCUGGGACAAUGCCAUUGUCAUCUCUCUGGAGGGAAAAGAGGAAUAUAAGAGAAGACAUGAGAUAUGUGGACAGGAAAUUAUUGUUGGCAUUUGUAAUAAACCAGUGCAAGAGGACUGUGGAUCUUCCUAUAAUGCAGAUUUGGAAGAAAACAAGUCAACAACUGAAGUUCCCAGCUCCCUGGAAAAAGUGAUAAACAGUGUUAAUCUAGAAGCGUUAGUCGUAGAGAAUGAAUCAUUUUCUAGUCAAAGUAAUCCAGUCAGUCAGGAAGAGAGGAAAGACUUGUCAGAGAAUAAUGCAGAAUCUUCUUCAAGUGCUUCUGAGGAAGGCAGAAAUUACAAAACUUUUGAUGACUCCAGACCACAAAAUUAUAGCGAAACAUCACAGCUGCUUUCUGAGAAAGCUGAAAAGGAGAUUACAGUGAUAGAGGAUGCAACAAGUACUGAUAUGGAAAGUAUCUCUGAAGGUUCUGACAAGGAUGGUGAUAAUUCUGAAAAUAAUUCUUCUGAAAUGCAUGUAAAUUCAGCCAUCUGGAAUAAUUGUGAAAAGAGUGGUCAUCACUUAGCAGUAUCAAUUCCUUUGAUGAAUGAAGGCCAAGAAGCAGUGACAGAAGUGAAAGAAUGCUUACGUGAAGUGAGUCCUCACUAUCCGGGCAUUUGUAAUUCUGACGAUAGCUCAGAACUGAACAGGAUGCAUAAAGAGUCUUUCACAGAUGAGUUUAAGGAGAGUCCUUCUGGAUAUGUCUGUGUUCCUGACAUUACAGAUAUGUCAGUGGUGGCAAACUCAUUUUCACAGGAAAUAGAAUCUGGCAGAAAUGAAAACUCUGAAAAUUUAGAACCUGAUGAUAAUCUUUGUGGAGAUGCAAGUGUAAUGCUUAAUGACAGUUUUCCCCAAACUGCUUGGAAUUCUCAGCCAUGUGAAGAUUUGCAAUCUCCUGGAACAAGUCCUGAGGCAAGUGAAGUUCUUGAAAUACCAAACACCACAAUUAGCCUUUCAAAAGAUAUACAGAUCAAAAGUUACUUGGAAGAAGAUAAUGUGUGGAGUGAUUCAAUAAAUGAUUAUGCACACUCAAGUGGAACAAGUCCUGAUUUAAGUGAUGCAUCUUUCAAUGUGUGGGGAGACCUUCCAGUUGCCAGUCAUCACAAAGAGAGUAGGGAUAUAUGUGAUAUUAAAAAUAAUAAAAAUCUUGAAGAUCCUAGUAAGAGAAAUGAAUUUGGGAAUGAACAUGAGGAAGGAUUGGAAACAAGUGCUGAACAUAACAAAGCUCCUAAAAGCUUAGAUUUUUGGAAUGCCCAUGUAGAUGAUGAUACUGUAUCUUCUUUAUCAAGUCCUGACAUAAAUGAAGAUUCAGAGAAUUCAGAGGCAUGUUCAGAAGUGAUUCAUGAAGAUUCCGUAGAUGAAAACCAACAGCACAAAAUGUUUGAAAUUGGAGAGGAUUGUGCUCAAUCCAAUGCAACAAGUCCUGAAGUAAAUGAAGACAAUUUACUUGUAAAAACUGAGGUGGGAAGGGAGGUCCAAGUAGGCAUUCUCAGUGAAAAUCCUGAGACAGCUGUAGCUAGGAAAGUAUUGCAGGAGGACUUAACUGUAGUGGAGAGUAAUGAGACUUCUGAAUGUUUAGGUUACUGGGAAACACUUCAGGAAAAAGCUCAGGUGAGUGUUCUCAGUGAAAAAACAGGUAGCAGAGAACACUCAUAUCAAAUGAAUGAAGAUACUACACUGACUUGUGCUGUUGGUGAUGAAGAGAAUUCUUCUAAAGCUGUAGAUAUGUGGAGUAUGUCUUUGGAAGCUGAUUUAAGAACAGAUCCAAAAUCCACAGUAGGAACAUUUGGGUUUCCAGAUGACAGUUCAGAAUGGUGGAAUUCACAGCCUUGUGAGGAAAAGCAAUUGGAAGAUCAGUAUUCUGUUUCAAGCCAUUCUGCAACAGAGCAGUUAACAAGUAAUAAGGAGAACUUCUGGGGAUCACCUUCACAAGAUGAAGAACUGACAGAAGCACGUUUCAGUAGUGGAAGUAAUGAUGAAAAUCAGCCUCUUCCCUUGUGCUGUGAUGAAAAAGAAAAUGGAAGGCUAGUAUAUCCUGUGAAUAUUCCUAAUGGUCCUAUAUAUCAAGACACGGUACAGUUCAAACAAUUUGAUCCUUUCAUACUGGAUGAAGAAGAAAAGGGCUUGAAAGAGCAGUUGUUUCCUACAGAUCACGAAAAUCAGCUGACUUCUGAUCAGCAGAAUAAUUUUUCAGAUGAGGAAGAAGGUAUGACAAAUCUAUCAGUUCAAGAAAUCACUGUACUAGAUCUGCCAAAAGAAAACAAAGCAAAUAUCGUAUCUCAAGAGCAACAGUGGGAUACCUGUGAAAGAUUAGAAGUGCAAAACUCCCCACCAGGUGCUUUCACUGUAGAAGACAUAUGUUUUGAACUGACAGAGAAGUCAAGUCCAGAGUGGGGUAUAUUAGUCCCCCCAACUGCACUUAUCCCAGAUAUCUUACAGGAUAACACACAGGAAAAUAAUCAGCAGUUUUCAGUGGAGCCUGACCUGUGGACUGUUGCUGAGCGGAUUGUGACUUUGAAAUCAGAUGGUGAAAAUCCUGAUAUAUUAAGUCACUAUGACCAAGACAAUAGUUCAGAGGCAUCAAUCAGUCCUGAUGUGUGCCAGGAGUAUGAAGCUAAGCAUGCUUCUAUCCCAUAUUCUCAGAGUGGGAUGGAUCCUGAAGACAAAGAUAGUCAGCCAAUUCGCACACGGUCAAAUAGUAAAGAGGUAGAUUUUGAUUCCAAGUGUCAGCUAGUAAUGCAGAAGGUAGAGACACAGUGUGAAUGUGCUAGCCUCCAGGACUAUGAGCAGGGGAAGACUGAUGAAUCCUAUCAGCUUAUCUCUUCUAACAUUCAGGAGACUCCUGAAUUUGCAAUUUCACAAGAACAUGGUCUAGAAAAUAAACUUGUUACUAACCCAACUGAUGUGGCUGAAAUUACCAAUGAAUUUUUAAAAGUGUUGCCUGUAGAUGUGAAAGACAUGUUUCAUGAAAAUCAUGUUCCUACAAGUCAUCAUGCAACAUCAGCUGAUACAGCUAAAAUAGCAACCUCCCAAAUGCAGCUGGUUCCUGUGGAUUUCACAUUACCUAAUAGGACAGAACAAUGCCUAAAAGAAAUUAGUGCCUUGGCUGAAGUUGAAGAAUAUUCUGAUAUUGACCAUACAGCAGUAACUAGUGAUAAGCUAGACAAGUCAGAAGACUGUGUGGAUGAAUCUGAGACAGGGGUAGAACAUAACAUAAUGAACACAUCAGUUACUAGUGUCCCAGCAACUACAUGCAGUAGGCUGAACAUACAGGCAGUAGUAGGCAGUGAAACAGCAGAAGGGGAAUCAGAGGAUCAAGAGAUAGUCUCUUCCAGAUCCUUUUUGCCUGGUGCUAAUGAAUGCCACGAAUCUGAUUCAAAUAGUCAACUGGCUGAUGACACAGAAAAAGAAUCUGAAGAUGUAAUUGAAAAUUGUGUUACUGUAUUUAAGGGAGUGCUUUGUGACCAGUCACCAGUGGUUUGUACUCCACCAUCCUGUGUAUCCUUUGAUGCUGAACCCUCUGGCAGCAGAGAGUGUGUAAAGGAUGAGCUGGUGUUACAGCAGCCAUUUGGUGACAGUAUUUCUUUGGAAAAAUCUUCACUACUGCCAACUCCUGAGGAACAUGCAGAAGGCAUCCUAAUGACCAGAGACAGCAGUAUUCAAGAUCGGGUGUCUGAAAUAUCCACAGAGUGCCUUCAGGAAAUUGGCACAUCAGUACCUUCACUUUCCAAGACUAAAGUAACUCUGGGAGCUUCUGUGAUUGUGAUAGGAAAACCUGAAGCAGAAACAUCUGAUCUCAACUCACCGGCAGGUGGAGAUAAAACAUCACCUGAUGAAGCUGGCAUGUACUCCCUACUUUCUAGGGAGAAUAUGCUGAGAAAUUCCUCUGAGAGCCCUGAACUGAAAAGUACAGAGGAAAGUGUGAGGCUACAGGCGCACCAAUAUCCGACUUCACUAGAGAUGGAUUACAUCCUUGUUACUGGGGAAGAAAAUACCCCUUCAGCGAAGGACACCCUUGAAAGAAACGAAAGUGAUUUUGCAUUUCUAGAAGCUAAUGUAGCCAAACAAACAGAAUCUCAUGAAGGCUUUUCACUGGGCUUCUCUGAUACCUUUCAGCCAAUCUCCAUUACAAAUGAAAGGAAAGGUCACACCGUUUGUGGGACUGAAUGGGACUCUGUUCACUUAGAAGAGAAAAGUUCUUGUGUUGUGCCUCAAAAACUGGAUGAUGAAAGGUCACAGGAAAGCUGUGGGCAAGAUGAGGGCUGGAUUAUAUUGAGCCAAAAUGAAGCUAGUGAUGUGUUGCCUGAAGAAAUUUCUGCCGAGUCAAAGAUGUCAGAAUCAGAGUCUGGACAUUCUGGCAAAGAACCAAAAGCUGUUUUAGCACAGGAAUUGAUACUUGACACUCAGGCAGAAUUUCAGGUAGAAACUCCCUUUCAGAAAUCUUUUGAACAUAAGAGCUGUUCUCCUUCAGACAGCCUGACUACUGUGGAUGAAAAUUCAGGCAUUGCAGGAACAUGUGUGUUGCAGGUGGUUCCUUGUGAUGCACGGGAAGCAAGUUCUCAACAGAGACUUGUAAAUAAUGUAGCAACAGAACAAGGAAUGAAGGAGGAGACAGUGCUUCUCAACAGUGAAGAAAACCUGCAUCAAAAAUCAUGGUUGGUACAAGAGGAUGUAGGAAUGGACAUCCCCUUUGCUGAGGGUGUACUAAGCCCCAGUUCUACAGAGAUGAGACCUGAACCUCCCAAUUCUCUUGAUCUUAAUGGUUCCCAUCCCAGAAGAAUAAAGCUGACUGCUCCAAAUAUCAAUUUGUCUUUGGAUCAGAGUGAAGGGUCUGUACUUUCUGAUGAAAAUUUGGAUACACCAGAUGAAAUUGACAUCAAUGUGGAUGACCUUGACACUCCCGAUGAAGCAGACUCUUUUGAAUACACUGGACAAGAAGAGCAGACUGCUACUAAAGAUGCUUCCCAGGAGGAGACUGAAUCAAUUCCAGAGUAUACUGCUGAAGAGGAGCGAGAGGACAACAGGUUAUGGAGAACAGUGGUUAUUGGAGAACAAGAGCAAAGAAUUGAUAUGAAAGUCAUUGAACCUUACAAAAAAGUCAUUUCACAUGGAGGAUACUAUGGUGAUGGUCUGAAUGCGAUCAUUGUGUUUGCAGCAUGCUUCUUGCCAGACAGCAGUCGAACUGAUUACAACUAUGUCAUGGAAAAUCUUUUCCUUUAUGUAAUCAGUACCUUAGAGCUGAUGGUAGCUGAAGACUAUAUGAUUGUCUACUUGAAUGGAGCAACACCAAGAAGGAGAAUGCCUGGGCUAGGCUGGCUGAAAAAAUGUUAUCAGAUGAUAGAUCGCCGAUUACGGAAGAAUUUGAAAUCAUUUAUAAUUGUUCAUCCAUCCUGGUUUAUCAGGACAAUUCUGGCUGUGACACGACCUUUUAUAAGUUCUAAGUUCAGCAGUAAAAUACAGUAUGUCAACACAUUGGCAGAGCUUCGUGAGAUGAUUCCAAUGGAAUAUGUGCAGAUACCAGACAGUAUUGUCAAGUAUGAUGAAGAGAAGUGUAUUAAAAGAAGAAUGAGGUAA
This is a messenger RNA of Indicator indicator, 9129 nucleotides long. RefSeq names its product prune homolog 2 with BCH domain (gene PRUNE2). The record is from RefSeq and is a predicted model, not a curated record. The transcript has 20 exons. Lineage: Eukaryota; Metazoa; Chordata; Aves; Piciformes; Indicatoridae. Gene Ontology annotation, cellular component: cytoplasm. Bases 1 to 9129 code for a protein of 3042 amino acids. Gene Ontology annotation, molecular function: pyrophosphatase activity. Gene Ontology annotation, biological process: apoptotic process.